Molecule: messenger RNA, 4659 nt
Organism: Ylistrum balloti
Lineage: Eukaryota; Metazoa; Mollusca; Bivalvia; Pectinida; Pectinidae
Product: vitamin K epoxide reductase complex subunit 1-like protein 1
Exons: 3
Coding region: 1-516 (171 amino acids)
Biological process (GO): peptidyl-glutamic acid carboxylation; vitamin K metabolic process
Molecular function (GO): vitamin-K-epoxide reductase (warfarin-sensitive) activity
Source: RefSeq, a predicted model, not a curated record
AUGAGUGCUCGUGGAAAAUCCCGAAUUUUACUCUUUUCAACGUAUUUGUUGAGUUUUGUCGGUAUUGUAUUAUCCUUAUAUGCUUAUUAUGUGGAGACAUCUGCAGAAAAGGACAAGUCAUUCAAGGCCAUGUGUGAUUUCAGCGAAAGUGUCAGCUGUUCUAAAGUGUUCACGUCCAGGUAUGGGAGAGGCUUUGGACUUCUCCAGUAUAUUGUAGGACAUGAGAGUCCCCUGAACCAACCCAACAGUGUUUUUGGUGUGAUGUUCUACCUCAUACAGAUUGUCUGUGCCUCGAGUGUCCUGCCUUUGCUGACGAAUAUACAAGUUGUAACAGGUGUGAUGGCAAACUUUGGUUCAGUCUACCUCGCCUACAUUCUCUACUUUAUCCUGGACGACUUCUGUGUCGUUUGUGUUUCUACAUACAUCGUCAAUGCUUUCAUAUUAUGGUGUGCAGUGAUGAAAUGGAAAGCAUACAGCUCAACACAAAAAUCAAAGAAAAAGUCCAAACAGAGCUAGUGAUGGUCGACAAUCAAAAACAACAGACAAGGAAUCAAGCUCAUAACAUUUGUUAGUAUGACUGUGUGAUUUACAGCUCAUGAAAAGCCUAUACAUUUGGUUUUAGCCUUCUUUGGCUCCAAUCCAUAAAACUACAAAACCCCACAUUAAACCCUCAGAUAACAUUAUUUUUAUGAAGUACUUUGCUGAUACCUUUGUAAUGAUAUUUUAUUGGAUAUUUCAGUAACAAUGGAAAUCACCUAAUGUUAGCUUAAGUGAAAGAAAUGUGAAUAAUUUACUAAUUCUAUCUAGUUUUUCACUCAACAACUAUAGAAUGUGUUUGUGAAUGAAUUUAUAUUUCCCCUAAAGUUGUGAUGGGAUUGCCUACAUAUUCUCAUAUGAUGUUAAUUUCAUUUUAGGUUGCACUUUUAUCUUUCUCAGAUAAAAGCUAUGCAAACAUUUGACAAAAUUUACUGUAUUUUUCUACUUUUUCUGCAGAUUUGAAUUUUAAUGAAAUAGUCCAUUUAUUGCUUGACCUAUUUCUGGAGUGAUCAUUUUACAUUAUCUAUUUUGGCUGUCUCCUCUAAAGAAUUCAUGUUAAAGAAUAAAAUUGGUAAUCUCAUUAUGAAUGGAUUUAACUCGUAGUUAAGCUUUUUUCGCAGAAUAAUUCAAACCAAGGUCUUAACCAUAAUUAACUCAUUACAAUUACAAAAAUGAUAAUUUCUAAUACAAAUAUAUGAAGUUUGAGUGUAUAAAAAGGAUUUGAGAUGUUCACAUUAUUCUGAUUCUCAUUAAUGUGAGCACCUUGAGCCCAGGAAAUGUUAUUACAUUUAAAUUUGAUAUAAAUGUUCUAGAAAGGAUUUUUAUUGUAAAACAAGUUAAAGCUUUGUUUGCUUAAGACAUAUUAUUUAAUUAAGUAAAGACACUAAACAUUUUCUUUAUCAGGAGGGAAAUUUAAUAGUUUAAAGAGGUAAGGACACUGUAUGAAUAUUUUCUUUAUCAGGAUAAUAGUUUUAAAGGGAUAUUUUAAGAAACGUUUUCAAAUACAAAUGUGUUAGUUGCUUGUAGUGGUGAGUUGCUGGAUGCAAUUUUUGUCCUGUCACAAAUAUUAAAAAUCAUAGGAAAAUAUGACCAUAAGUGUUGAAUGAGAUGAUAAGGUCAGUAUAAAUAUUGUGAUACUCAUUGUGAUUAGUUGAUGAUAUUACCAAGUAUUGAUAUAUAUUGCAUGGAAUGCAAGUAUUUAUUGGUAUGCAAUAACAGAAUUGAAAAAAUCGAAUAUUUAUAGAACAGACUGUUUUUCAAGUACACCAUGUGUGAUGACUGAAUUCUGGCUUUCUUUCACAUUGUGAACAAUUGAGAUUAUGUCUUAAUUAUUAAGUUAAUUAUUAUAUAUACCUAAAAUUAGGUUGUAGUAAAAACAGCUGUUUAUAAUUUCAUGAUUAGAACCUAUUUUAUUAUGGGAUUUUUGGUAGUUUCUUCGAUUUUCAUUAUUUUUUGCUUUCUUAUUUUGCUCUUUUUCUAAUAAUUUUUAUUUAUCUUUUCAUUCAUCAUUUUAUUUUUGUCAGGGCCUUACUUAAAAUUCCAUAGCAAUCCUUGAUGUAGUGACAGAGGAUUUAAAACACUGAAGUGGUCAGAAAAUUCUCACAAUGAUCAGAAAUGGCAAAUAUACUGUAUGCUGGUACCAGUGACUCAAAGCCUGGAUAGGGUUUACCAGUGGUUAGUGAGAAGUUUUCAUUGGUGCCAAUGGAAUGACAAGACUUUAAAAGCAAAAUUGCUAGUCAAUUAAUAUCAGUCUGACCUGUCUCAACAAAUAUACACCUGUGAAAUGAUGAAUGAAUGUUCCCAAUUUCUAUAGUAAUUCCUAUUUGAUUGCUUUCACUGUCCAUUGGUCAUCUCUAGGCAAACUUUGACCAACUGGAGUUUGAUGACCAUGGAUGUUUUAUUUUGCGUUUUACUCUAUCCCUGUCUAGAAUGUAUUGUUUCCAACACGAAAAAGUAAAUGUGCUGCUAUUAAUCAAAUGAGCCUAAAUACAGUUAGGUUUGUACAUUUUAUGUAGUGCACAUAUAAUAAGUUUAUUUAUACAAUCAACUUUCUUUUGAGUUUUUUAAAGUGUAACAAAUUCUAAGUCUUUAUACUUCUGAAUGAAUUUUUCUAUUCAUGCCAUUUUCAAAAGAAAUGAUAUUUCAAACCCACCGAAAAACCAAGGCAUUGUCGUCCAAGUACAGUCUAUGAUAAGACAGCAAUUUAACAUAAUGAGUUAAUGUGGUGCCAAUAAUGUUUCAUUGGUAUUUACAGAAGAUGAAGAGACAUGCACCAUUGACAUAGUUUUUUGUAAUUUUAAAGCAUCUCUUUACAACUUUGUCCCAUAUUUAUGAACAAAUGAAAGUCCCUUUAUAGUUUAAUGUUAUGAUGAAAGAUACUUAGUCUGCAUGUUAGAGUUUUACAUUCGUCAAUGAUUAUGUAGACAUGUCAGUAAAUAUUAUGUAAACAUAAUUGUAAGAUAAUGUACAUUCCUACUGUGGAAAUUUGUUUACCUCUAAUCUUUACUAUUAAUAAUGAUGUGCCGUUGGAGUCUUACUCGAAUCUCAAUUAAAUGAUGCCAUUCUUGUCAUUCAUUGGUGAAUGCCUUUUGUACAAAUUGGUUGAAAAGGUUGUACAUGAGUUUCCAUUUCAUGUCAGUUAUGAAACAAAUCUUUAUGUAAUUGACUUUUUGUAAAAAUCUAUAACAUGAAAUGAAAACGAAUUUUAUAUCUGUUUUUUAUCACAAUUUUUAGUUUAAAAAAAAGACUCAUAGUUCACAGAUUGGCAUGAGGAUGUAUAAUUUUAUUUCUUAUUUUUUUCUCUCUAUCAAUUAAUUAAAACAAGUACCAUAAUGGUAAAUCUUACAGUGUCUUUUAAACCUGUACAAUGUUUAACAUACUGUAAAUUUGCAAGCUGUACAAAAAAUUUCAAACAAUUCGUGUGAAUCUGAAUACUUGAGGUGAACGAUUUAUGUGUUUUUUUGAGAGACAUAUCAGUUUUAAUUGACCAAGACAAAGCUUGAAUAUAAUUCAGAAUAGUUAUAUGUACUUUUUUUGUAUAAUCAUAAUAUUUAUACAGUAUUACACUAGGAGUGGAACGUUUAACGUUGAAUUAAACUAACUAACAAUUAUAUGAUUAAACAUGCAGAGAAUCUUGACAUAUUGAGACUUUAUAUAAUAAUAACAGUAUUUGUGGUUACACAAAACUUCUUGUAAAUGGGAUCGCAGUUUAAACCAUCCCUAAUAAAGUAUUUAUUAGAAAUGUCAUUUUUGUGAGAGAUUCAAUGCCAUGGGAUCGCGAAAUAUCACUUAUUAUUAGUCAAUGGAAGAUGAUCCAUCAAUCAAACAGCAUUAUUCAGGGACGUAUAUAUACCCUAACGUUAUACGUCCAUGAAAUAAAAAUUAAUGUUUAUUUGUCACUGCAAUUACAUGUGUAUGAUUUAAUGAUAUUAUUUCAUUAGAGGAUUCAUCUACAGACCAUACUGGGUUUGGUUUGUAAAGUGCCUUUAAUUCUUCAGCAUUAGCUGAAAAAUGGUUUUAUUUUCAUCCAUUUAACAGCUCACAAAGUGACUAGAAGAUGUGUAUGAGAUAACCGUUUAACCAUGUACGUGCAUAUAGAUUCCUUAAUAUUUAUUUUUGUUAAAAUUCACAUUUUGUUUUCAGAACUUCUUCCUUUUUGUUUUAUAUUUUACUGACAUACUUGGUGUGGCUCUAAUAUUUCACUUUUUUGUGCUUUGUUACAAUCCUUAGGUCCUCGCUUCACUUAUUGAAGAUAUAUGUUAUCAAGUAGUAACAUUCGGCUGUCAAAGAUAGUUUUGUUAAUUUUUGUUUGUUUUGGUAGUAUAUUCCUUGAAAUCAUCGAUAUACAGAAUCAUUAUGAUGCAUGGGUUUAUUGAACCUCUCUUUCUAAUAAAUUUAGGAUUUCCUAUUUGAGUCUUUCCUUUUCCCAUUUUUGUGUAACAGCAAUAAAUUCAUUUGUACAAGAACAUAAGUAAAAUUCCCCUAACCCGCACAGAAACAAUUGUUAACUUCUAUAAAGAUUGCAUAUAUGUUAAAUUAUAAUUGCAGAUCAUACACAUAAUCUGGUCGCUGUAUUCUUGAUUAUUUUCAAAUUCCAUUUCAAUUAAACAUUGUUGAAUUAUA